Molecule: messenger RNA, 948 nt
Organism: Leptosia nina
Lineage: Eukaryota; Metazoa; Arthropoda; Insecta; Lepidoptera; Pieridae
Source: the annotation of a GenBank genome assembly
AUGAGAGUGUUUUCUACAAUAAAAACAGUCAUGAGUUCUUUAGCUAAUACGGAGAAGAAUGUAACUAUACAAGCGCAAUGGGGAAAAAUUGCAGCUUUGACCUGGGGCAACUCUUCAAACCCACCAGUAUUACUGUGUCCCGGGAAAAUGGUACCCUGUUCUUCGUUUCGGCCUCUAGUCCACCUCCUCCCAAAUUGCUUCUUCUAUGUCGCUAUGGACCUCCCGGGUAACGGUCUCUCGGACCACCUUCCACCUGGAGUGAGGUUUACGGUCUUCGAUAUGGUGCCAGCUGUUGUGAAGGUGGUGGAACAUUUCAAAUGGGAAAAGAUCAUGUUUAUAGGUCAUUCUUUGGGAACUGUAGUUGGCACUUAUUACAACAUGGCGUAUCCGGGGAAAGUGACCCGUUUCGUGCAAUUGGACCCAAUACCCCUUUACCACACUGUGACCCCGGAAACGUUCCAGGCCUGGUACAAAGAAUACUACCGCAGCAACUACGAUGACGACCAGUAUGCAAAACACGCCAAUGGGAAGGAAACUGCCCCGAAGUACACGCUGGAGGAGAUUAAAAAACGUGUUAUGCGAGCCCAUAGACUAAACGAAAAAGCAGUUGAGCACAUUUUAGAUAGAUACGUCGAGCCAGCUGGGGGAAAUUUAUACAGAUUCACAUACGAUCAGCGAAUGAAGAACCCAGUCACGAUGCCCUGCUCUGCUGACAAUUUGAAACUGAUAUUGACUUCAACCAAAAUACCGAUCUUCGCCAUAUUUGCUGAACACAUCGUGGAUAGCGGAGUGUACUCCCGAGUACCCUUCGCGUUCGACCUUCACUCUUGGCCCAACAACUAUAAGUACAAAAUAGUACCAGGAUACCACGAUGUGCAUCUUAGCGAUCCUGAAUUGAUGGCAGAUGAUAUCGCUGGUUUCUUGUUGGAGAAUAAAUCGAAGUUAUGA